Syzygium oleosum is the source of this 838-nucleotide messenger RNA. RefSeq lists its product as uncharacterized. Lineage: Eukaryota; Viridiplantae; Streptophyta; Magnoliopsida; Myrtales; Myrtaceae. The coding region runs from base 150 to 647 and encodes 165 amino acids. The transcript has 4 exons. The record is from RefSeq and is a predicted model, not a curated record.
UUGAAAGUGAAGCAAGCUUUCUGCCCUUUCAGAAGCAGAGGAUUGAAGCAAAAGGAUAAAAAAGGAUAGAGUGUGGGCACAUAAAAACAGACCCCAAAAGAGAACAUGAGCCCUCUGCUUCGAACUAAUCCGCAAACAAUCGAAUCGCUAUGCUACCGUUGCAUAGAAUGAAGAACCACGGGAGCAUCAAUGGUGGCGGGAGGCCAUCCACAGAUGAAGACCAGGUCAACGAAGACGAGGACAUCUCGAGGUUGGCCAUAUCGACUUUGCAGGCUCGGGAAGAAGAGAUCGUGAAGAAGAAGAUGGAGGUGAAGGAGAGAGUGGAACUUCGGUUGGGGCGUGCCGAGGAAGCUACGAGGCGGUUAGCUCAGAUUUGGGAGGAGCUGGAAGAGCUAACAGACCCCUUGAGGAAGGAAGUUGCGACCGUUCGCAAGAAGAUCGACAUGAUCAUUCGCGAGCUGAAGCCGCUUGGACAGAGUUGCCAGAAAAAGGAAAAGGAGUACAAAGAAGCCAUGGAAGCUUUCAAUGAGAAGAGCAAGGAGAAGGCUCAACUAAUGGCCACACUAAUGCAGCUUUUAUCUGAGAGUGAGCAGUUGAGGAUGAAGAAGCUGGAGGAGCUCAGCAAGAAUGUGGAGUCUCUGCGUUGACAUAUGAAGAUGCUUCCUUUCCUGAUAGAAGUGAUCAAGCUAUGCUCAUUUUAAUGCUUCAUACGGUUGUUUUUAUCUGAUCUCACAAGUAAGUAUUUGAACGUUUGUCUUAAUGAAUGAAUAUGUAGGGAGUGAACAAGUGUAUUUGAAACAUUCGAAAGCACACUGAGUUGUGUAUUUGUACAAGUGUA